Owenia fusiformis is the source of this 4987-nucleotide messenger RNA. The record is from the annotation of a GenBank genome assembly. NCBI's taxonomy places the organism in Eukaryota, Metazoa, Annelida, Polychaeta, Sabellida, Oweniidae.
CAAACAAACAAGCAAACAAAUAACCAAACAAUCAACUGCGAACCAGUAAUUUACGAAUCGAUGGUACAUUGACAAAGAACAGAAGAUUAGAGUUUGAACAUUUUGAUAUUACAUCUCAUCUGAUGAUAUCUGUCUAUUGUUCAAAUGUCACAUUUUUAAGCCUGGGUUAUAAUGCAGACUAUCGUAACCAUCUAGCAUUGGAUUAAGUACAACAAUCGAACAGGAAAUUGCUCAUGCAUGCUGGGUAAAUCUUCUCUCAGAUGCGAGUGCAUUCUGGGUAAGACCAUCCCUCUGAUAUAAAAACUGGUGACAUAUCUUGAAUUAAUAGAUGACAUCACUUUUACGUCAUGUCAUAAAGAUAUCUGAUAUCGGAGCAUGACAAAAUGACUGCAAGUAAAACUAACCCCCUCGUGAUUAAAACGGAAAUUAAUAUAUAAUGAAAAAUGUCACAAUUAUCCAAAAGGAGUAUUGAAUUUCUAUUAUAAUUAUGCAAUGUGCUUCAUAUAUGAACUCUAUGAACAGAUAGAACUAAAGAAAUUGAUGUUCAUAAAUUAGAAAUAAUCUUCCCAAGUUUCCUCAGCCUAAUAGAUAAUGGACGAUCCUGUCUUUCUUUAACAAGCAAUACGAAAUCCAAUACAUAGAAAUACCAAUUACGAGUAUUAGAGAAUGUGAGAAAAAUUAUCUUAGAAAAUUGGCAGACGGAAUAUUAAACCAAACGCAGACAGAUAAAUUGUAUAGUUGUUACCAUGGCGAUGGAAUUAGGAUUUGCGGAUGAGUUGUUACAAACUUGGGAUGAAAUGUUAUCAGACAUGAGAAGUAGUCAAGCGACGGGGCCAGAUACGGGGCAGUUAGAGACCAACAAGUUCAGAUCAAGUUCUGUAGGGGGAUCACCAAAUAGUACCUCACCCCAGGAUACACCCAGUACAGGACUUAAACAUCAACGCAGUGUUAGCUCAAAUGCGAGAUUAAACAGACAACGGUCUUAUAGUAAACGUAAUGAUGAUGAUGUCACAAUUAAACGAUCUCGAGCCUGGAGUACACAAUAUGAGUUAUCAUCUGAUUUACAUGAAAAACAACUGGAAAUGUUAGAGAGGAAAUAUGGCGGACAUUUACGUGCAAAACGGGCUGCAAGGAUAAUUCAACAAGCUUAUCGCAAGUAUACUAUGAGUAAAAACUUUGAAAAAAUGCGAAGUGUUAAAUCAGAGAAAAGAAAGCAUCUCACAAGAGGUUACUCUGAAAUGGAUGCCUCGAAUAAUGGAUGGCGGGAUGCCGCAAUGAAGGAAAUGGUUGUCCUUCAGGAGACGUCAUUUAAUAUGGCGACUAAUCACAGUCGCAUGGAAUCGACAAUGUUUGCACGACAACAGUAUAUGGAAAUUAACAAAUUACGGAAAAAUUUAGGCCAAGAUGAAAAUUUCAUGAAGGCAGCUACACCGCAACAUGCACGUCAAACAUUACGCCAAGGGACUAUAUCCUCAACGUCUGGUCAGGAGCAUAUCUACAUGCGGAAACCCCUCCAAAGGGGACAGGGUAUGGACCUUUCUAAUGGCCACCCUGUGGGUCAUGGUCAUGCCAAGCCUCACCCCACAGGCCCACCCACUAAAGCUAGACCCCCUCCCCCAAUGCCAAAACGUACCAGUAGUGCUACUAAAAAACCAAUAAGGGAUUUACCUAUAAGGCAACAACCACACGAGGAGACCAAUAAUAAUAGGAACUCUUACCCAGAGCUUAAUGACAGUAGCGCAAGUGCCUCCCCUGCAGAUACCCCGUCAGAAAGCACCAUAGAUCUCCCAAGUGUUAACUUUGAAAACUUACUUGAGAGCAAAGAAACUGAUAUCCUCAGUGAUAGCUUUCAUAGUGAUCUUAGCAGUCUUAAUAGCUCAUCAAAUGUAUCUCAACAACAAGCGAACAAUUCACAUGAACAGGGUAUGUAUCCAAACAGUCAAGGGAGUAGUCAAUCUAGUCUAACUAGUCGACACUCUCAAGAAAGGACGUUAACAAGAGAUAGUGACUCUUCACAACGUAGUAGCGAUAAUCUCAAUUCACCAAUGGAGUUUGACCAAUCAGAUCGCUCAUAUGAACGUUUCAGGAGUCAUUGUUCCGCAGGGUCUUUAGACUCUGAUUCAUUUUUAACUGAUGUGCAAAUUAAGGUUGAAGGUCCAACCCCAACUGAGGAGAAUGUCGAAGAGGAUACAUUUGAUAUAGAUAAUAUAGAGUACCCUGCUCCUAUGGAGCUUAUUAAAGUCUAUGCCAAUACAGAAGUUAAACUUAGAAAUAAUAGAUGGCGGCAACAAAGUGGCGACAGCAACAAAACUUUAACAAAUGAUAGCCACUAUAAUGGCGAUCCUAUCAUUGAAGAAGAAUGUAUAAGUGAAGUAGGUACUACUCAAGGAAGGGGACCCCACGCUUCACCCAUUUGGAAGCGAAAACAAGGGGGAGGUCCAGGCCCAAGUCCUCAAGCCCGAUCCAUAGAUACAUCCCAUAAUAACCUAGGUAACCAUGGUACCUGCAGUCAGGGUUCCCUUGGAAGUCUCGACGAUAAACGCAUGAGUAAUAUUUCUGAAGCUAGUGAACCAGAUAGUUUAGAAGGAGCAGUUUCUAGCUCCCCAAGUUCAGACAAUAUCAGUAUGGGAAGUGAGCAUAGUAUGGGAACGGGGUACCAGAAACUGCCACCAAACAUGGUUCAACCCCCGCUUAGAGCGCCACCUAAGAUAUCUGACAAACAGCGUAAAAGGCAGUACAGGAUUGGCCUCAAUCUAUUCAAUAAAAAACCUGACAAAGGAAUCUGGUACCUGAUUGAGCGUAGAUUCCUAGAGCAUUCUCCAAGUGCAGUUGCAAGAUUCCUCAUCUCCAGGAAAGGCCUCAGCAAGUACCACAUUGGAGACUACUUGGGCAAUCUCCAGAAUGAUUUCAAUAUGGACUGUUUAGAUUGCUUUGUCGAUGAGAUUGACCUAUCAGGGCUCUCAAUAGAUGUCGCCCUCAGAAAGUUCCAGACAUUUUUCCGCAUGCCAGGGGAGGCACAGAAGAUAGAACGGCUAAUGGAUGCCUUCGCUCACAGAUACUGCAUUUGUAACAGUGAUACAGUGAAGAACUUUCACAGCGCCGACACUGUAUUCCUGCUCGCCUUUGCCAUCAUUAUGCUCAACACAGACCUCCAUAAUUCUAGUAUCAAACAAGAACGCAAGAUGAAGGUUCAUGAAUUUAUCAAGAAUCUCAGAGGUAUUGAUGAAGGCUGCGAUGUAGACAGGGACAUGCUAGUAGGCAUCUAUGAGCGAGUGAAAGCUCAUGAGUUCAAAUCUGGCACUGAUCACGUCACACAAGUCCAGAAGGUUGAACAGACAAUCGUCGGCAAGAAACCCCAAUUGUCACUGCCUCACAGACGUCUAGUAUGCUACUGUCGCUUAUACGAGGUUCAUGACCCUAACAAGAAAGAGAAGCUUGGGCUACACCAGCGGGAGGUCUUCCUAUUCAAUGAUAUCCUUGUGGUGACAAAGAUCUUCAACAAGAAAAAAUCUGCGAUCACAUAUACAUUUAGGAACUCAUUUAACUUGUGUGGGAUGCUGGUCUAUCCCUUUGACACACCUCACUACCAACAUGGUAUUCGACUGACCACCAACAUUGAUGGAAAAGUCCUCAUGACGUUCAACGCAAGGAAUGAACAUGACAGAACAAAAUUCAUGGAAGACCUGCGGGAAGCCAUCUUAGAGAUGAAUGAAAUGGAAGCGAUUCGAAUUGAAGAAGAACUUCAGCGACAGAAAAUGGUCCACAACUUCACAACAACAAAUCUAGAAUUUAAUCGUCGUAGCAACGAUUCUGGUGUUGUCGAUAUUGAGUUAUUAAAACCUACAGAAAAUGGUAGUUUGAAUCGAUUGAGUGCCCCAGAAGUGAACGGAGGCCUGAAGAAGAGCACAUUGUCAAACUCUCUUAUUGAUUUGGCGGACAGUAAGUAUGGCGGUGGUAGGCGAGGCAGUGCUGGAUCACUGGACAGCGGCAUGGCAUCAACAGCAGGAAGUGUGACUGGCCGUGAAGACUCACCGCAGCCACCAGGUGGAGCCACCAGUAAAUCAAACAAACAGCAACCAAAUCCUGGACAAUCUGGUGGAAUGAAACUUGGAUUUUUUAGUAAGAAGAAGAGUAAAUCGUCAGCGAGAACUCAAUCUGAUUGUUCAGAUGCUUGAUUCUAAGAGAGGAAUAUAACUCCAAGAUGCCAAUGUAUUUACUAGGAAAAUAUGCCAAUGUAUGCCCACUAUGCCAGUGUAUUGUAUCUACAAUGGUAUUGGCUACUUUGUGUAGGCUGCACGUACAGUGGCCUCCGAUAAUAUAAAGCAUUUAAAAUGAAGUUGAUUAUUUUCUUAAAUGCAAACAGGAGUGUGUACAAUUGUACAUGUAUAAUGACUAGAAUUGUACAUGUAUAAUAACUCGAAUUGUACAUGUAUAGCUAGACAGACAUUGUUCACAUUUACUUUGAAAUUAUACAUUUAUAAUGAAAAAAGUGGAUCAAAUAGUUAUGUGAUACAGAAAUUUUGAAAUGGACACAGUUCCAAUAUUGAUAUACAGUGUGUCCCUUAAGUCUUUUUACAAUUACAAUUCAGAGUCUGUAAAGUGUAAAAAAGAAUUUAUGGACACCCUGUAUUUCAUUAUAUAAAGAUAUUUGUUAACAUACACAAUACUAUUUUAUAAUGUAAAGAUGUCAUAUUAGAUUCAGUUUCCUGAUUCUGAGGAUACAUCACACAUGUGUCCCAUUUAAGUGAGCUCUCCAAUACAGUCUAAUGCACAGACUGGAGAACAGCCUUUACUUGUUAUUCAUUCAUUUACAUUGACUUGUAAUUUCCAAAUUGAUCAUGAUUUUCACGAGGCUGAGCAACAUUCUGUCGAAAAGUCUAAAUUGAUAAUGAGACUUAGCAAAGCGCGAAUGGGUGUUGGAUUGAAUCAUUUUUACCAAAAAGAAAAUAAUUUGAAUUGUUUGAUUAUUAAUGAUACCUUGGCUUUU